AUGAAGUUUAUUGCGUGGUCUGUUAUUCCGUUGGUAAUUUGGACCGGCCUGGUGGCUGGUGGAGAUGAAGCUAUUUUAAAUGUAGAUCGCAUUGAAUUUAGGAAAUUUGGUGUACAUUAUGGUUCUUUUGGACCAAAUUUUAGAUCCAAGAUCGUUACAUCGUACCAAAACCUCCAGAAGGUCAUUUCUCUCAACCAGGUUCUCUGGAAAACAGAUGAUGGAGGUGAUAGAUUUUACCAUUUGCAUGCAUUUUCUGGCAACUGUGCGGAAUUGGUUUACCUCUUUACAUAUCCGGGUAUUGGUGAUUGUAUUCCAACGCUUUAUGGAAGGACAAUACACGGAUGGGUUCUGACUACUGGUAAAGAAUUCAGAGAUGAGUAUUAUGAAAUUAGGAAACUCUUACAACCUUUUGGUGAUAUAAGUUUGGAUAUAUUAAAAGAGUCAGAUAAUGGUAAGUUUUCAGUGGUCAGAAACCACCCUUACGGAGUUGAGUCAAUCGUAUUUACGCCUUAUGGAAAUAGUGUUAUAAAGGAAAUCAAAGUCGGUGAGUCUGUAGUUUGGACUGCGGAAGAGGGUGUAGAAUGUAUAGACGUUUGUACAUUCUUUAGAAAAGGUAAAAUCAUGCUUAUACAUGCAUUUGUCAUGACUUUGGAAACUUGUGAGUUCCGAUAUUUCAAGUUGAUAGAUGACAAAUGGACGCGGGUCGACGAAGAAAGUUACUUUGAGGAUCUCAUGCUCUUUGAAAUAGAGGCGAAUAUGUUGUUGUAUAAUAAAUCUAUGAGGAACGUUCACAAAAAUCUUAGGAGUGGAACCGCCGAAGCUAUUUGUCACAACACCCCGGAACCUGAAGAAAAUAUAUCUGCAACACCAGAAAAGGAUACAAAAGAUGCGGAACACAACACAUUACCUUUGAAUGACUAUCUGCAUACGGCUAUAAAUAUACCGGAAGAAUCAACCGACCCGGAAUUGUUAUCUGUAGAAUUUAAUGUACCCGUAAAUGAGAGUCAAAAUAUUAACAUCCAUUCUGCGGAUUCAAAGGAGAAGUAUGCUUCUCAAAACUUUUACGUAGCACCAGGUGGACCUGGAGUGACCUAUUUAGAACCUGAGGAAAACGAUGAAAGAGCUUGCGCCUCUACUGGAGGAAGAGAAGAACUUAGUGAUGUAGAAUCUGAAGUAGAAAUUGUUAUUCCAGAGACAAAAAAUGAACCUGUAGAAUCUAUUGUGAAUGAUUAUGUCGAAUCAGAUUCUUACGGAUAUUUCAGCAUCGAGUAUCAACAAGGUCGUGAUCAAACAUCUCUGUCUGCAAUACCAUCUAAACUGAGUAAUAAAAUGGCGGGACGUUAUAGGAGCCCUAAUGCACGCACAAGUGAAGACUCAAGAACUCCCUUAACAGAGUACCUCACUCAAGGCCUAUUAUCCCCUACAAACAGUGAUAAUGUAGCAGGAAAUUAUGUAACACUGGCUACAAUUCCAGAGUGCCAAGCUCCGGCAGGUUUAAUGGGAGAAAGUCGAGAGUUUCAGGAGGUACAACCAGAGGAAAUACCUGGAAGAUCUGAACCAACAAUUUCAAAAGUUAAAUCACCAGAAAGUGAGACUAAAGUCACAGUUCCUGUGGUAAAGGAACAAGAAUUUGACCUGAGACAAGCUUUGGAAGAUCCAGAUGAGACAUUGGCCGACCGUCAUAAGACGGAAAGCCCAAAACCUUCGGCUGCGUUCAGUACAUUACAGCAAAACGGUCACGUUAAAAAUGAACUGGGUGAUACUAUGUCUCCAUUUACCGAUGAAGUUGAUUAUUUGGAUCUACCAUCCGCAGUAGACACGUACAACUCUAGGAUGGAUAAGAAAAAAGAUUCAGCCGAAUCCAGUAAACCUGUACAAGAUAUUAACGGAGAGAUGUCAGAGAGUACCUAUAUUGAUCUUUCAAAUCUUUCUCCUGAAAAAGUCAUAAUCCGUGAGGACUGUGAGCUUGGAGUGAAGAUAAAGAGAAUACAUCCUAGGGGUGGCUUAGAAAUCAUACACGUUCUUGAUGAUUCAGAUGUUAUAUGGACUUCAAAGUACGGGGAACUUCUGAAAGCGUGCUAUGAAUAUAGCAGAAGGGGUCAUCUACCGAUACUACAUCUCAAGAAUGACAAGUUUGAAAAUCUCUAUUUUCUAAAGACCACCUCUGGGUGGAAAGUUUCCACCGAAAGAGAGUUUGAUGAGGCUGUUGAAGAAAUGAGAGAUAAAAAUGUCAUUACACCUACUAAAGAGACUUUUGACACGUCAAAAGAUAUUCCAAUCAAGUUGGACAUUGGCAAUGUAAAUCACAACAUGGUGGAAACCAAGGAAACCAUGAUAAACGACUUAAUGCAGUUAAUAUACAUACCACUUCCUGGAUAUAGAAUCGUUGAAAUUGUAGAUGGGCAAAGACCUAUAUGGACCAGCAGCACGGGAGACGAGCACUGCACAAGGGCUUCCAGUUAUUCGAGGGAUGACCAAAUGAUAUGCAUCCAGAUAUUUUGUUUAUCUCCUUCUGGCGAUUACUUUUAUGCCAAAAGGAAUGGAAACUGGGAAGCAAUGUCUCAUGAAGACUACAAAAAACACUUGACCGCGAUAAAGGGCAAAAACUCGAGGCUUAAGGGACAAUCUACCGACUCUGCGCUGGUUUCAGGAAAUAAACUACUCAUUCUACUAUUUGCAGUUUUAGUUGCAGCAUAUUCCAUCGCAUAA
Molecule: messenger RNA, 2709 nt
Organism: Theileria equi strain WA
Lineage: Eukaryota; Apicomplexa; Aconoidasida; Piroplasmida; Theileriidae
Exons: 1
Coding region: 1-2709 (902 amino acids)
Source: RefSeq, a predicted model, not a curated record